AUGACGGCUGCAACAUCGACAACCAUAUCAGUCCCUACAACCACUGCAGAAUCAGCGAGUACAAUUGCACCUUCAACUACAGGAGCAGAAACAACAACAACUGCCGCAGCAACUGCAGCUACAGAAACAACCACAGCUGCCCCAGCAACCACGGCUGCUGCAACGACAGCUGCAGCAAUGACAUCUUCGGCUGCUCCAACAACAACCACCCUGCCCCCUACAACCAUUGCAGACUCAAUGAGUACAAUUGCCCCUUCAUCUACAACUGCAGAACAAACAACUGCUGCAACAACUACAGCUGCAGAAACGACCACAGCAGCCCCAACAACCACUCCUGCUGGAACAGCAACUACACAUAGAGCAACGACAAUGACGGCUGCCCCAACUACAACCACAAUGCCCCCUACAGUUACCGCUGAAUCAACAACUACAACUUCCCCUACAACUACAGUUGCAGAAACAACAACGACUGUUGCAACAACUACAGCUGCUGCAACAACAUCCACAGAUGCAGCAACGACAAUGACGGCUGCACCAUCGACAACCAUAUCGGUCCCUACAACCACUGCAGAAUCAGUGAGUACAAUUGCACCUUCAACUACAGGAGCAGAAACAACAACAACCGCCGCAGCAACUACAGUUUCAGAAACAACCACAGCUGCCCCAGCAACCACGGCUGCUGCAACGACAGCUGCAGCAAUGACAUCUUCAGCUGCUCCAACAACAAGCACACUGCCCCCUACAACCAUUGCAGACUCAAUGAGUACAAUUGCCCCUUCAUCUACAACUGCAGAACAAACAACUGCUGCAACAACUACAGCUGCAGAAACGACCACAGCUGUCUCAACAACCACGGCUGCUCCAACAACAACCACACUGGCCCCUACACCCAUUGUAGACUCAAUGAGUACAAUUGCCCCUUCAUCUACAGCUGCAGAACAAACAACUGCUGCAACAACUACAGCUGCAGAAAUGACCACAGCUGCCCCAACAACCACUCCUGCUGGAACAGCAACUACAGAUACAGCAAUGACAGUGACGGCUGCCCCAACUACAACCACAAUGGCUCCUACAACAACUGCUGAAUCAACAACUACAGUUGCACAAACCAAAACGGAAACCACAACUGCUCCAACAAGUACAGCUGUGGAAACAACAACUGCUCCAUCAACUACUACAAAUUCCUUUAUAAUUACAGCUGCAGUAACAACCACAGCUGCAGAAACAAUAACCACAGCUUCUACUACAUUGACAACAGCCUCCCCAACAACCAGUGUUUGA
Molecule: messenger RNA, 1281 nt
Organism: Archocentrus centrarchus (flier cichlid)
Lineage: Eukaryota; Metazoa; Chordata; Actinopteri; Cichliformes; Cichlidae
Product: cell wall protein DAN4-like
Exons: 1
Coding region: 1-1281 (426 amino acids)
Source: RefSeq, a predicted model, not a curated record